CACAAACAUCAUUUCCAUUGAGAAACCAAUGCUUAUCUUUGAAGCCAGAAAGGGGAACACCUAAAUAUUUUGAGUAUAUGUUUCGAAAACCACCACGUUCUCCAUCUUAUUGGACGAAAUACACAGAUUUUUUUUACCUUAAGGAUUGGACAAAGACAAAAUGUUACGAAAUAGAUGUAGAUAAAACGACCUUCGAUUGCAUUAAAAUGCGUUCUUGAAAACAAUGGGUGGAACGAAUUGUAAGAUAGAGAAGAUUUGUAGAUUGGAGAACGCCAAUUUAUUUUUUCAAUACGCAAAUGAACGUGUUCGUCAGUUUCGUAAAAUACACAGCGAAGGAAUAUUUACACCUUUGGAACAAUUGUUAGGCUCAAAUCUUGUCUUAAUGCAAGCGUUGGAUUUUUUGAAGAAGGAUCUACAUUCAGAAGUAAACGAAUACUAUUUCUUUCACGGUACAGCAAAAGACCGUUUGGCAAAUAUAAAGGUUCAAGGACUUGACCCAAGGCUUCCGAGAGCACACGGUGGUCUCCUGGGUAAUGGAAUCUAUGGUGCUGAAAAGGCUUCAAAAUCUGAUGGCUAUACAGCAAAAAAUGAUAAAAUCCGAGCCAUGCUGCAGAUGAGAAUGUGUUUAGGGGACGUAUUCAUUACAAGAUCACAGGGCAAAUUCACCAGACCUCCAUGCAGAAUAUGUCACAAUCUGGUCUGUGCGGAACACCAGGAACUCUACGAUAGUGUUGUAGCCGAUACAGGCGGAUACUUCAAAGACAGGGAGUUUGUCGUUUAUGACAAAAAUCAAACCUAUCCAGAGUAUGUUAUCUUUUACAGCUAAACAGUCAUUAUUUUGUAUGUAUCUGGUAUAAUUCCAAUUUCC
Molecule: messenger RNA, 868 nt
Organism: Saccostrea cuccullata (small rock oyster)
Lineage: Eukaryota; Metazoa; Mollusca; Bivalvia; Ostreida; Ostreidae
Product: protein mono-ADP-ribosyltransferase PARP11-like
Exons: 2
Coding region: 224-826 (200 amino acids)
Cellular component (GO): nucleus
Molecular function (GO): NAD+ poly-ADP-ribosyltransferase activity; NAD+-protein mono-ADP-ribosyltransferase activity
Source: RefSeq, a predicted model, not a curated record